CACACACAGCAAGAGGAUGAUAUGAUCUGCCAAAAACUGAAACCAACCCAUCAACUAUUUCCAUACACAUUUAGUCAGUCAAUCUGAUCAAAGUUGCUCAGUGUCAGGGUGAAGGCUUUGAGAGGAGCGCAGACCUGGAAGGAAAAUGGAUUCCGCAAAGACUGCAGGUCUGCUAGAAAAAAUCUGACGCAAAAUAAAAACAGGAACACAGAGCAGCUGUUGAAUUCACCAGCUAGAAGCACAUUUCACAGCAGGAUGUCAAACUCCCCAAAGUUUUCCUUCCACAACAGCAGCAGGUCUCAGGCGUUGACUCUUGAGGUCGGCCUGCACACCUGUGAGCCCUGCAGGACGACCUGCCAGCAGAUGGCGACCCGUCAGAUUAAAGAGGGUGAGGACAUCUGCUUCCCCCAGCCAGGGAGCAACCACUCCGGCUUGAGGACUCCAGCUCUGAGCAGGAGACACAGCGCUGACGGGACCAUCGGCUCAGAUCGCGCCCCGGCUGACCGCUUCCACCCAUACCGUCGACAGUUCAGCGACGGGGCGGUGGAUGCUUCAGAUUGCCUCCUUCAGAGCGCCUCUUCCCUCAGCAGCCUGCAGGAAGUGAACAUUCCCGACACUGGCUCAUGCAGCAGUGAUGCACAAACAACCUGGGGCGAAUACAGCGACAGCAUUCAGAAUCUGUACCCAGAGCUUCCGGCUGGGCCGGUGGAACCUUACGGCUCUCUGUCUCAAAGUUAUCCACCCUACGACUCGAUGAGCUCCAUGCAGCAGGUUUCAGCUAAACUGUUUCCAAAUGCCGAUCAGCCAGACGGCACCAAAUAUGCCCUUCAGAGUCUCUCCAUUCAGCCACAUCAGGAGAGGUCAACGGAAGCCCUCUUCCCCAAACCCAUUUACUCCUACAGCAUCUUGAUUUUUAUGGCUUUGAAGAACAGCAAAACAGGAAGUCUGCCGGUCAGUGAGAUCUACAGCUUCAUGACUGAACACUUCCCAUAUUUUAAGAACGCCCCUGAUGGUUGGAAAAACUCGGUAAGGCACAACCUUUCCCUGAACAAAUGCUUUGAAAAGGUGGAGAACAAAAAUGGCAACACUUCUCGUAAAGGCUGCCUUUGGGGUCUAAAUCCGGCCAAGGUGGAGAAAAUGCAGGAAGAGCUGCACAAAUGGCGCCGCAAAGACCCCCAGACCAUCCGCAGGAGCAUGGCAAAGCCAGAAGACUUUGAUCGUCUGUUGGGAGAGAAGCCAGACAGACUAAGACCUUUGCCGCCUUACCCAAGCACAAAUAUGACCACGUUAAAAAGAGUGGCCCCUACGUACAGCCCUGCCCCUUUACCUCUGAACCCCGCGCAGCCUCCACCGGCGUGCCGACCCGUUCCACAAUCAGAGUACGCUCACAUUCAGCCCAGCUACCUUCCCCACACGACGCUCCAACCCAGCAGCUCUUUUGCCCUGUACUCCCCCUGUGGACAGCAGCCUGCAGCCGGCGUCCCGUCACCCUCUGGAUGUCUGAACUCACCCCUAGCUGGGAAAAUGCCACCUGUUUACAGGGUUGGACUGCCGGGAGAGUACAAUGUCGACCUGAGGGGAAUGCAUGAGUUACUUCAAGAUGGAGACACCAGCUAUGACAUAGACACACUCAACCCCAGUCUGACGGACCUGCAGCUGCAAGGAAACUUGUGGGAGGAGUUGAGGAAGGACAGCCUGGUGUCGGAGCCACAUGGUCCGGCCACACACCUCUCCACCUCCUUUCUCCAGCAGGAUCACCACCAACAGACCAGCUGCCUGCAGGCUUUCAGCCCCUCGUUCGAGGGGAAUGCUGGACCCUGCUGUAAAGCAGCGUAUGAGGACGAGGACGCAGACAGAAGCUGCUGGAAUGGACUACAUCCUGUUGGAUAUUCAGGACUGGAGAGUUUGGCUGGAUAUCUGACCUCCUGCACCACCUCCAUUUCCCUGAUGUAAACGGCUCUCCACUUCCUCUGAGACUUUGCAAACUAUUAAACAUUUCACGUUUUAUGCUUAUAAACUUAAUCAGCUUUAAAACGUUGUCAAACUGAGACAUAUCCGAUGUACCUUUAUUGAAUGUGAUUCAUAUAUUUGUUUGCAAAGUUGUUUAUUUAUUUACUUUGAGCAAAAUGUGUUUCAGUUUCCAUGUAUCUUGUUUUGUACUGUCACUUAAGGAUUCAAAGUGUUUCAUUUUUUUGCUAUAGUUUCACCUCUUUAGUUGGCAUUUAGUUUUAACUGCAGGCAAGUCCGUAAAUUAUCCCCUAACAUAUAUUAGUUUGACUAUUAAAGUGAAAAUUUAAAAAAUGUUAACAUUUCAGAAAUGAAAACAUAAACACGUACUCUUCUCAACAAGUUUGAUUAAUUGUAUGGAAGGUUUAAUGUACCUAAAAGGUUAGAUGUUCAGUUUUCACAAAACUUAAUUAUUAAAAAAAGAGCAACCAUUUGCAUUGAUGUCUUAUACUGGCAUUCACUAAAUGUAUUCAGCAUUUAGUGAAUGCUGAAUACAUUUAGUGAAUGCUGGAUCUUCCUCCAUGGGCUGUGCUGCACUGCAGUUCAAACGCUACCUCACACCAGGUGGCCUUGUCACCAAGAGGUAAUUUGCAGACCGUACAAAAAAUAAAACAAAAAACAAAGAAAUGCAGAAGAAACAGAAGAAGGGAAAAGUUACAUGAUGGUCGGGGUGAAGACGUCGGCAGUUUGUAGAUAUUUCAAGGUAAACAGAGGAUUUUAAAAGAAGCAAGGGCAAAAAGGCUUCUUUAUAAGGAGUAAUUUGAUAAGGUAUUUAAAAACUAAACUAUCCAUGUGUCGGGCUCUAUUUAUGACUUUCUAAAACAGCCAGAGGGACUGUAGGCUUACAAAGAAGAUCCACCCUGUUCUAGCCAAAAUAAAUGUUUUUAAACAUUAUUGUAUGAGUUGUACCUACUUGCAAACUACUCAGUUGGAAUUGGCAACUACCUACUAAUGUCAACCCAUAUUUUAUCUUCUAGAAAGGCCUUCCCCGAGGUUCAGGAGUGUGUUCAUUGAACACUUUCAUAGAGCAGUUCUUCCAUAGGCAAACUCACUCAUCCAUGUCCUUGUUAAUUUUGGUGUGUGCACCGUCAUGUUGGAACAGAAACAGGAGAAGCCGAGCCCAACUCCUGAUAAACAACCAUGCACCAAAAUCAUCUACGUCCUAAAUGUUACUUCUAACAUGAUGCAGUCAAAACGUCACCGCUGUCCAGGUGAAAUCCUGACUGGUCGGUUGAAUUGCCCAUGGAAAUGGUGCAGUAACGCUGUUUCAGCAGUAGAUGGCAGCAAACCCCCCGCACGGUUCUGCUGUUUUUGUUUCAUACAGCAAGGUACUUCUGGCAAACAUUUUAGUUUUCACUUAAAUGUAAGUAUUUAGAUUUAUUCAGAUAAAAACUGGUCACUGUUCCUUUUACACUUUUGUGAAACUGUCACUGAAAUGGAAAUGUCACAACAGCUUAUUGUCAGUGUAUCUAAAUUUUGUAUUUUUCUAUUAAUGUCCUGUUUUGAGACUAUGAAAUGUUAUUAUUUCAGUCAUUCCUCAAGUCAAGUCUUGAGAUAAACGCAUGUCAAGAUUUUGUGAAAAUCCCAGUUUUAUUUCUUUGAUAAAAUUAAAGACAAAACUUUUACAAUUUUCCAUGUUGAUUGAAAACAUUUCUUUGCAUCAAAGUGAACACAGUAUUCAGUGAGACAGAAAGUAUCAGAUAUCAGAACUGCUCUCUGAUUUGUGGCUAGUUAUACACAGUUGUGGUCUGAAGUUUACAUACUUUCACCGUCUGCGUCAACGUCAAGUUAAUUUGGAGCUUUUAAUGAUUUAUUUAAGCUGUUCUUUUACUAAAUUCAAGCAAAUUCAAAGUACUAAUGGAGUACGCUAAUAAGAAUGUAUUCAUUGUGACCAAAAGGAUAAACCAGCAAAGCUCUUUUUUUUUUUUUCAGGAAGCAUCCUUUACCUCCUUUCAGUUUGAAUGUGUUCAUUUCUUUCUCUCUACAUGCCCAGUGCCUCUCUGUGGACAAUAAAUGCAAAACAUUCAAACCAAAAACUGUUGUCUUGUCAAGUUAAGACAUUUCAGAGCUGUCAGCACCACCUAUUUAAAUCUUUUUAGGUAAUGCAUGUACAGCCUUUAUUCAUGAUUAUUACUUUUUAUUUCAGAGAAAAUCUGUGACAAAUUGAAAUCUAUACACCCAGUUCUUGUGUUUUUUAAUUUAGUUAUUUGUGUAUAAAGAUUCAGCCCUAGAAAAAGAAGAGCUUAAACCAAAAUUGAUGAGUGUAUGUUAGCCUCUGAUGUUUCCUGACUCUUAAAAAUAUUCCUGUCGUGGCGGCAAAGUCAACCUGAAGACAUGAAUCGAAUCAAAUUCUCACAAAGACAAAGGAGACAGUCAUCUGGACAGCAACAGAACACAGGCGGAAGAGAGAGUCACUUAGAUAUGUCUGCUAAUACGAUUUUAAGUAACUACAAGAGUAAAAAUGCCAUCAAACUAUAAACCGCAAAUAUACUUUUGAUUAUUUCAAAAUUUGCAUCUUAUUUCUGUAUAUUGUAGUUUUCCUAAAUCUAAUCAGUUGGAACAUUUUCAAAACAAACAAAAAAAAAAACGUCUUUGCAAAUAAAACAUUCUAUUUUAUUUAAACGCUAGCAGAAGAUAUCAGUGGCUCCACUACCACACACACAGAGAAACUAUAUGGAUGUUAUAUGAUUAAAAAAAGAUCUAGGUUUAUAAUUUAGCUUGAUAUUGAAGAGAGCAUGAGCAGUGCCUGGCAAAGGUAUUCACAACAUUUUAAAAAAAUAUUUUGUAUAAUGUUAUAGUUGAAAACUGGAGUAAUGAGUAAAGUCUGCAGGUUUUCUGUCACACACACACAAGCACACACACGCACGCACGCACGCACGCACGCACGCACGCACACACACACACACACACACAGAAACGGUGAGCGGAUCCGGGCUCACAGGGAAGCCGAUGCUUUUCCACAUCGAGAGGAAUUAGUUCAGGUGGUGUCUCGGGCCUCUGUGAUGACGUGUUCUGGACAUGUCCACUGGCGGGAGACACAGAGGAAGAUACAGGACACACUGGAACUGGACCAAGUGGCUGGGGAGGGAGAACAAAACGUCUGGGCUUCUUUGCUUAGGCUGCUUCUCUCAUGACCCAAGCCCGGAUCGAGUGGAAGAUAACGGAUGGACGGAUGGCAACUGAAAACUUUCUUGUCUUUUAUUUGGAUUCAUAUGACAGUGCGACACAAAGUAGUGCAUGUUUUUAAAGUGGGAGGGAAAGUAUGCAUACUUUUCUUU
Poecilia reticulata (guppy) is the source of this 5285-nucleotide messenger RNA. It is a transcript of the gene foxn1, whose product is annotated as forkhead box N1. Gene Ontology annotation, biological process: regulation of transcription by RNA polymerase II. NCBI's taxonomy places the organism in Eukaryota, Metazoa, Chordata, Actinopteri, Cyprinodontiformes, Poeciliidae. Gene Ontology annotation, molecular function: DNA-binding transcription factor activity, RNA polymerase II-specific; transcription cis-regulatory region binding. The record is from RefSeq and is a predicted model, not a curated record.